GAUCGGCUCUAAAACGAGCGCGAAGACCUUGGCUCUUGCCAUAGUAUUUCUAGUAAGCUAGUGGAAAUGAAUGACUGGUUUUUCUCGUUGGAUCUAAAUCUUCAUCUCUGCUAACGGUAAAUUGAAGGAUUCUAGUGAGCAUUGUCAACGUGGAAGCAUUUUGUAAUUAUUCAACCCUUGUUGAAUUAUUACUCCUUCAGAAAAGUUCAAAACUAGAUCUAAUAUGGCAGUGACAGAGAAGAAAUUGGGCAUGGUAGAAGUAAAUAAAAAAGAUGUGUACAUCAAAUCGUUUAUAGCUGGAGGUGUUGCUGGUAUGUGUGCAAAGACUACAGUAGCACCUCUUGAUAGAAUAAAAAUACUUUUGCAAGCUCAUAACCAUCAUUACAAACAUCUUGGUGUGUUUUCUGGACUAAAAGGUAUUGUUCAAAAGGAAAGCAUUUUUGGCUUGUACAAAGGAAAUGGAGCACAAAUGGUUCGCAUUUUCCCCUAUGGAGCAGUUCAGUUUGUUUCAUUUGAAAUUUACAAAAAUAUUUUAAAAGACAAUUUUGGGCAAUCUCAUGCAUUAAAAUUUUUUGCUGGAUCUGCAGCAGGUAUAACAGCUGUUGUGAUGACUUAUCCUCUUGACGUUGUUCGAGCUCGCCUCGCAUUUCAAGUUACCGGGGAGCAUGUUUAUUCUGGAAUUGUCGACACUCUGUCAUGCAUUUUCAAAACUGAAGGUGGAAUGAGAGCUUUAUACAAAGGCUUAUCACCAACUGUUCUUGGCAUGGUACCAUAUGCUGGUUUAUCAUUUUACGUUUUUGAAAGAUUGAAACACAUGUGCUUGGAGUAUAUACCUAAUUUAUGUGGACGACCACAUUCUAGUGCAACUGGUGGAGUUGUUUUAGCUUUGCCAGCUAAGCUUUUAUGUGGAGGACUUGCAGGAGCUGUGGCACAAACAGUUUCCUAUCCCUUGGAUGUUGCUCGCAGAAAAAUGCAAUUAAGUAUGAUGCGACCUGAGACAUAUAGAUUUGGGGAAGGUCUUGUUACUACUUUGGUUUUAACAUUCCGUGAAGAUGGAAUUGCAAAAGGCCUUUAUAGAGGGAUGACAAUCAACUAUUUGCGGGCCAUACCAAUGGUUGCUGUAUCAUUUACCACUUAUGAAGUUACUAAACAACUUCUUGGAUUGGAUACUGGCAUUGAAUCUUAAUU
Molecule: messenger RNA, 1188 nt
Organism: Uloborus diversus
Lineage: Eukaryota; Metazoa; Arthropoda; Arachnida; Araneae; Uloboridae
Product: solute carrier family 25 member 16-like
Exons: 9
Coding region: 224-1186 (320 amino acids)
Biological process (GO): transmembrane transport
Cellular component (GO): mitochondrial inner membrane
Source: RefSeq, a predicted model, not a curated record